CGGCUGAUAGUGUAAUUAUAUAUCAUUAAUGAAAAAGUUAGAUUAUAAAUUUCUCCAAAUUUAUAAAUAGAGAUGGAUAACAAAAGAUCAUUACUAAUAUUUAUCGAAAUUUACGGCGAUGUAAAUAAUUAGCUUUCGAUAAAUUUAAAAAAAAAAUAUCCUUUUUUGGUUAGUUAGGAUACGUUACGGAAAAUGAGACAGUUUGAUGACAAAAUUAUAUACAUGUUAAAUACAACACUUCCUACAGAAUCAUUUAAAAGCGAUGUAAAUCCAACAUCAAAGUGUAAAGAAUUAUACGAAGAAGUUCAGAGUAGUCAUAUUCAGCGACAAAGUGCGAUCAAUAAAUGUUUAAACAUUGCUAAAGAAAGAGUGAAAUACUUAAAAAAUCAAAAGGAAAGUCAAGGGAAUGAUCCAAUAUUUAUAAAAACUUUAAGAAAAGAACAGAAUAAUUUGCGCUUACUACAAUCAGAAGUUGGUGUGGAAGAAGUUUUGAGAAAUCGUACAAUGCAAGUUUAUCAUGAUAAGUGUCGCAGUUAUUAUAAGCCACCGACUAUAAGUCCAUAGAAUUUACAUGAUGAAUUCUUCCACAUGAUGUAUAAUUUGAAAAAGAGUAAUGUAUGUAUGUAAUAAUUAUUACAAUAAAAAAAAUAGGUAAUUUGUGGAUAAUGAAUUACAUAAAAUCAAUAUGGAAGGAUUCUUUCUGCUGUUGCAGUGUACAAAUUAUCUUGCUGGUAAUAAAAUAGUUAAAUGUUCUUUGAUAUCAAUAACAGAAACAUGAUCGUACGUUUUUAUGAUAAAGUAAUUUUUUAUAAAGAUUAAGAUAAUUAGAGUUAACAAACAAACAUAAACUAUCUUGUUAUGCACAUAUUGAGGAUCUAUUAUUGAUCCUAUUUAUUAGAUAUAUUUUUUAUAAAGAAAAAAAAGAAAAAAAAAAAACAAACAUGUUUUCUCUUUCUUAACAUAAAUGAGAAAUACAUGGCUACAGACAAAAUAUAUUUUAAUUUCGAAAAUAUUCUUACUUGAAAAUUAAAAUUAUAUGAUUACAGUAUAAGUAUGAAAGUAAUGAUAGCAAUGGUAAUAUUUCAUUACAUCUAUGUACGAAAAAUAUUAUUGCAAUAUAAAUAAUUAUAUGCAUAUAUAUUUUUUGAGCUAUUUUAUAAAAAUAGCUUUUACUUGCAUAUAAUAAAUAUAGUUAACUAUUUUUUAAAGCUAUUGAAAAUUAUUAUAUCAUUCUGAGUACUAUCACUUUAUAAUUCCAAAAAUACUGCAUGCAAAAAUAAACAUUUAAAUUAUUACAUGUUAUAUUCAUUGGUUUCUAUAACAUAAAUAUCUCUAUUGAUUUAAGUGCUUCACUUUUUAUCUUCAGCUGCUGUUUGUUCUUUUCGUAAGCUUUUUUGCCAUUCCAAAUCUCUUUUAGUCAGUGUAUUUCCCCUUGCUACUUCUCGUUUUCCACUUAUAGCAGCAAUUAGAAAUCCUAUUACUGAAAUUACUAUCAUAAUGUUGCAAGUGCGUACUCUAGCUUUACUUCGUGCAUUCAAUAUACAGUCACGUCUAUUAAAAAUAAAAAAUUAAGUUAUUUAUAUUAUAGAACAUUUUAUAAUAAUGCUAAUAUAUUUCCAAAAAUUAAUUAUAUAUUAGUUUUUUGCUUACGUGACUUGUGCAGGUACAUCAGCCAUAGACGGGUAUCGUUUAACCCAUACUAAUAUUCUUUUGUCAAAAUUAGUAACAGGGUGCAUGUGAACUCCUGUAACAACCCAGUCAAAAAUUAUUAUAAGUACUUUUACUUUUAGACAAUAAAUAAAUAAUACAUUUCUUACCAA
Molecule: messenger RNA, 1820 nt
Organism: Vespa velutina
Lineage: Eukaryota; Metazoa; Arthropoda; Insecta; Hymenoptera; Vespidae
Gene: Ccdc58
Product: protein MIX23
Exons: 2
Coding region: 193-564 (123 amino acids)
Cellular component (GO): mitochondrial intermembrane space; mitochondrion
Source: RefSeq, a predicted model, not a curated record